CAUAACACACAGCAGUGGUUAUGAAACGGCGGCAGUGUAAACCCAGCACACUUAAUUAGACCUUUCCUGGGGCGAAUGGGUAUUGACAGUUUUUGCAGUUUAGACGGUUCUGAUCCGUUGUGGGAUUGGAACCGGACAUGGCAAACACACAAUCCAGACCUGACCCCAUGUUUCCAGAACACCGUGCUGGUUUGGAUACCCUGCCUCUACCUCUGGCUUUUUGCACCACUCUACAUCUUAUACCUCAAAAGCCAUGAUCGCGGAUACAUAUGCAUGACCCACCUCAACAGAGCCAAAACAGUUAUCGGGUUUACCCUAUGGCUUAUCUGCUGGGCAGAUGUUUUCUACUCUUUCUGGGAAAGAAGCCACGGGGCUACAGUAGCCCCAGUCUACCUAGUCAGCCCCACAAUGCUUGGUGUUACAAUGUUGCUGGCUACAUUCUUGAUCCAGUACGAGCGGAUGAAGGGAGUCCAGUCCUCAGGCGUGAUGCUCAAUUUCUGGCUGAUCACCAUAGUGUGUGCUACAGUCACCUUUCGCUCCAAGAUCAUGCACGCAGUGAAUGAUCCUGCAAGUGUGGGUGUGUUCAGAUAUACCACCUUUUACAUAUAUUACACCCUGCUGCUCAUCUCCCUGAUCCUGGCUUGCUUGUCUGACCAACCUCCACUGUUUUCAGAGGUCGUCAAAGACUCGAAUCCAUGUCCAGAGUCAGGAGCUUCAUUCCUGUCAAAAAUCACUUUCUGGUGGAUCUCAGGAUUGAUGGUGAAGGGUUAUAAACAGCCUCUGGAGGAGAAGGAUCUGUGGUCACUUAACAAUGAGGAUAAGUCUGAGAGAGUGGUGCCACAGCUGGUGCGCCGCUGGGACCAGGAAUGUGUUAAGGUCAAAAGGCCUGUAGACAAGACCUUGUACUCUCCAAAACGAUCUACAAGAGGAGAAAAGAAGGACGGACAACCAGUAGAGGAGUCAGAGAUUCUGCUUGCGAAAGCCCUUCAGAAAACUGGCGAACCAUCUCUCUUUUUUGCCCUCUGCCGGACAUUCGGACCAUACUUUCUCAUCAGCUCUCUGUAUAAGAUUAUACAUGAUGUCUUGAUGUUUGUUGGACCAGAAAUUCUCAGGCUGCUGAUCCUGUUUGUGAAUGAUUCAAGUGCCCCCACCUGGCAUGGCUACUUCUACACCGCCCUGCUGUUUGUUUGCACCUGCUUGCAAACACUUAUUCUUCAGAAAUAUUUCCACGUUUGCUUUGUGACUGGUAUGAGGUUACGCACAGCCAUAGUUGGUGCUGUAUACAGAAAAGCCUUAGUGAUUACCAAUGCUGCCCGGCGAACAUCCACAGUCGGAGAGAUUGUGAAUCUGAUGUCUGUAGACGCGCAGCGGUUCAUGGACCUCAUCACCUAUAUCAAUAUGAUUUGGUCGGCACCAUUGCAGGUUAUCCUGGCUCUGUACUUUCUGUGGCAGAAUUUGGGUGCUUCGGUGCUUGCAGGAGUUGCCGUGAUGGUGCUAAUGGUUCCUCUAAAUGCAGUCAUUGCCAUGAAAACUAAAACCUACCAGGUUGCCCAAAUGAAAAGCAAGGACAAUAGGAUCAAGCUUAUGAAUGAGGUGCUGAACGGCAUUAAAGUGCUUAAACUCUACGCAUGGGAACUUGCUUUCAAAGGCAAAGUAUCCGCUAUCCGAGAGAGCGAAUUGCGUGUGCUGAAGAAAAUGGCUUACCUUGGUGCUGUUUCCACCUUUACUUGGGUUUGCGCACCAUUUUUGGUUGCUCUCUCCACGUUCGCUGUAUAUGUUUUAGUGGAUGAACACAAUAUUUUGGAUGCUCAGAAGGCAUUUGUUUCUCUGGCUCUAUUCAACAUUCUUCGGUUCCCCCUUAAUAUGUUGCCCAUGGUAAUCAGCAGCAUGGUGCAGGCCAGUGUGUCUAUGCAACGUCUGCGUGUGUUUCUGUCCCAUGAGGAGUUGGAUGAUGACAAUGUGGAGCGGCCAGCCAUUUCUGGAUCUCCUGACAGCAUCAGGAUUAAAGAUGGAGCUUUUAGCUGGUCGAAAGAUGACCCCCCAACUUUGAAGAGGAUCAAUGUAAGUAUCCCUGAGGGGGCGCUGGUUGCUGUGGUGGGGCAUGUGGGUUCGGGGAAGUCCUCUCUGCUUUCAGCUUUGCUAGGAGAGAUGCAUAAGCAAGAAGGAUCUGUCUCGAUCAAGGGCUCUGUGGCUUACGUGCCUCAGCAAGCAUGGAUCCAAAAUGCCACUCUCAAAGACAACAUUUUGUUUGGACGGGAAACCAAAGACAGCUGGUACCAGAAAGUGGUGGAGGCCUGUGCUCUUCUACCAGACCUUGAGAUCCUUCCUGGAGGAGAUUCAACUGAGAUUGGCGAGAAGGGCGUGAAUCUGUCUGGAGGUCAGAAACAGCGUGUGAGUGUGGCCAGGGCUGUGUACUGCAACUGUUCAGUGUAUCUGUUAGACGACCCGCUCUCUGCCGUGGACGCACAUGUUGGAAAACACAUCUUUGAGAAAGUCAUCGGACCUCAAGGCUUGCUACAGGGCAGAACUCGUGUUUUGGUGACCCAUGGUCUGAGCUUCCUGCCCCAGGCUGACCUGAUCUUGGUUAUGGUGGAUGGAGAAAUCACAGAGAUGGGCUCCUACACUGAGCUGCUGGGCCGGCAGGGUGCCUUCGCUGAGUUCCUGCGCACCUACACCAACACUGAGCAGGAGGAGGGGGAGGAGUCAUUGGGAGAGGAGGGAGGGGAGGCAGAGGACGAAAUGGGAAAAUCUGAAGAUGCAGUCCCACGGAAAGGACUUGAGAAUGGAGGCCCUGCUGCCCUAUUGAGGCAGAGUCAGAUCUCUCUUAAUGCAACAGGCGCAGGUAAAUCCACACAGAAAACUGAAGCUAAUGAUGCUGCUGCCGCAACAAAGACCAAAUCUGCAGAAGCUUCCCGACUUACCGAAGCAGACAAGGCCAACACUGGCAGAGUGAAGCUGUCUGUGUUUUGGGAAUACAUGAAAGCGAUUGGCUUGCCCCUAUCCAUCUUCAGUAUCUUUCUGUUCUUCUGUCAUCAUCUGUCCUCUCUGGGCUCAAACUACUGGCUCAGUCUUUGGACAGAUGACCCCGUUGUCAACAACACACAGCCCAAAAGAGAGAUGCGAUUAGGGGUGUAUGGAGCUCUGGGAAUUUCACAAGGCAUUGCUGUGUUCUGCUAUUCUGUGUCAGUGUCUGUCGGUGGGAUCUUAGCCUCCCGCUACCUGCACCAGACAAUGCUCUAUAACGUCCUGAGAUCACCCAUGUCUUUCUUUGAACGCACACCCAGCGGUAACUUGGUCAAUCGCUUUGCCAAAGAGACGGACACGAUCGACUCUGUCAUCCCUAGCAUCAUUAAAAUGUUCAUGGGCUCUAUGUUCAAUGUUUUGGGCUCAUGUGCUGUCAUCCUCAUUGCCACUCCAUUGGUAGCCAUCAUCAUUCCCCCACUGGGCCUGCUGUACUUCUUUGUACAGCGUUUCUAUGUGGCAUCCUCUCGUCAAAUGAAGCGACUGGAGUCUGUGAGCCGCUCUCCAGUCUACACACACUUCAAUGAGACGCUGCUGGGCACCAGUGUGAUCAGAGCGUUUGGAGAGCAGCAGCGCUUCAUCAAGGAGAGUGAUGGCAGAGUGGACCACAACCAGAAAGCCUAUUUCCCCAGCAUUGUAGCAAACCGAUGGCUGGCGGUGAGGUUGGAGUUUGUGGGGAACUGUAUUGUGACGUUUGCAGCACUUUUUGCAGUGAUGGCCAGGAACAAUCUGAGUCCGGGUAUUAUGGGACUGUCCAUCUCUUAUGCGCUGCAGGUCACAGCAUCUCUGAACUGGCUGGUGCGGAUGUCCUCUGAGCUGGAGACUAACAUAGUGGCGGUGGAGAGGGUGAAGGAGUAUGGAGACACAGAGAAAGAGGCUGAAUGGAAAUUGGAGAACUCAAAUUUGCCUUCUGGUUGGCCAACCGCUGGUCACAUUGAAAUCCACAAAUUUGGCUUGAGAUACAGAGAGGACUUAGAGCUGGCGAUCUGUGAUAUCUCAGUUAACAUUGCAGGGGGAGAAAAGGUUGGAAUUGUGGGUAGGACAGGAGCAGGAAAGUCCUCUCUGACGUUAGGGCUGUUCCGCAUCAUUGAGGCAGCGCAGGGGGAGAUCCGAAUCGAUGGGGUGAACAUUGCUGAACUGGGCCUGCAUGAGCUGCGAUCCAGAAUCACAAUCAUCCCGCAGGAUCCAGUUCUGUUCUCAGGUUCAUUGCGUAUGAAUCUGGACCCCUUUGAUGGCUACACUGAUGAGGAGGUUUGGAGAUCUCUAGAACUUGCACAUCUCAAGACCUUUGUGUCUGGCCUGCCCGACAAACUCAACCAUGAGUGUUCAGAGGGUGGAGAGAAUCUCAGUUUGGGUCAGCGGCAGCUGGUUUGCCUGGCUCGAGCUCUUCUCAGAAAGACCAAGAUUCUGGUUUUGGAUGAAGCCACUGCAGCAGUGGAUCUAGAGACAGACAAUCUGAUACAGUCCACCAUCCGAACUCAGUUUGAGGACUGCACAGUUCUGACCAUUGCACACCGCCUCAACACCAUCAUGGACUACACAAGGGUGCUGGUUCUUGAUAAAGGCCAGAUGGCAGAAUUCGAUUCUCCGUCCAAUUUAAUUGCCAAGAAGGGAAUUUUCUACAAGAUGGCCAAAGACUCAGGUCUGGUCUGAUAAGUAGAUGGGCUGAAGAGCCUGUUCAUAAUAGACUUUCAGUAAGUAAAGCGCAUGGAGAGCAGAACUGGUGAGAAAUGGACUCUGAAGGUUCCUCUUCCAUGGGCCUGGAGCUCAAACACCCACACAGACGCACACACCGCGUGUAUGACACCACUCCAUUUUGCCACUCCUCAGCUAAUGUUUCUGUUAUCAAUCAUAUCAAAGGUGUUGCUGCAAAUGCUGCUUUAAAGGUUGUUUGAUGCCAACUUUUGGGAUGUUUGAUACCAAUUAGAUUUCUUCAUUGCUGUUUCGUUUGAUUUUUUCAUUACUUGUCAUCAAGUUUCAAUAGCAAGACUUCUUUUUAUAUUUUACUACUAAGCCAUUGUUUCCUGCUUGUGAUGAAAAUAUUUAUUUACAAAAUUAUUUGACUAGAACAAGUAAAGAACAAAGUUUCUCUGUGCAGUGAGCAGAUGUUUACUGACUAAACAGCUGCUCUAAAUCCUUACAUAAGCACGAGGGGCUUCAUCCCAAGCCAAAGUUCACUUUUAAAGCUAUUCUAGAAGAAUCUUUAACGUUUGUUUGAGUAUCUUUAAAAGGCCAAUUUGAUUAAAAAACAAAACAAAAGUUUCAUCUUCAGAAGCCAUUGUUUUCCCUUAUUUAGUUUUUAUUUAUUAGUUUGAGAAAAUCUGUUACAAUAUAUCAUUGAUUUCUUUUGUUUUAUCAUAUAACAUAUUUAUUACUGGGUAUAUCCACUGAUGGCCUCCUCUUACCAAAAUCCUGCAGUGAAAACAGAAUGCUACAUUUGCCUUCUGCUUUCAUUGGUGAAUGUAUUUAGAUGAUGUAUUUGAUUUAUGAUCUGUUUACUGUUACUUUAUUUUUCAGUGAUCAUUUCACCAAAAAAAGAAAGCUAUAAAUGCACUUAUUCUUUGUUCUGUAUAAUAAGGUCAUGGUAGGGUUUACUUAGUAAGAGUGAUAUUGUUUUCGAAAGUAGUUGGAAUUAUCAUUUAACCUUGACUUAACCAGUCAAAUACCCAAAUUGUAGUAGCUUUUAAGGACAGGUUGUUGUGUUGAUGCUGUACUUGCUGAGCUGUGUGCUGUAUACCAUAUAUCUGUUGAAUGUAUGCUUGAGUGCAUCACAUUGCUUCAUUCAUCGGCACCUCCACUCUAGGUUAUUUAAGCCUUUUGAGUUUUUUUUAAGGCCAAUUAGUUUUUUUUAAAACUGACAAAGACAAACUUUAAAUGAUAAAUAAAAGAUAUAUAUCUGAUUUGUUACAUAUUAAUAUGAUUUGUAUGUAAGCAGCAAUUUAUUAUUUGAUAUUUGUAUACAUGCACUAGUUUUAAGUGUGCUUAGUUUCAUAAAUAAGCAAAAUAUGUAAAGGGGAAAUAAAAUAUUUUUUUUGUAAAGUUUUA
Molecule: messenger RNA, 6066 nt
Organism: Danio aesculapii
Lineage: Eukaryota; Metazoa; Chordata; Actinopteri; Cypriniformes; Danionidae
Gene: abcc1
Product: ATP-binding cassette, sub-family C (CFTR/MRP), member 1
Exons: 32
Coding region: 76-4674 (1532 amino acids)
Biological process (GO): glutathione transmembrane transport; xenobiotic transport
Cellular component (GO): basolateral plasma membrane
Molecular function (GO): ATP hydrolysis activity; ABC-type xenobiotic transporter activity; glutathione transmembrane transporter activity
Source: RefSeq, a predicted model, not a curated record